UUUAACAAUUUCAUUUGUUCGACGCACGAGAAAGCGUUAAGUAGUCUCGGGCUCGGUUUGAACGGGUCUCAAAGCGUUUAAGGUGUGAAGUUCUAAAUCAUCGAGAAAAGUGCAAAGGAACCCCAUUAAACCAUAGAACCCUACACAAAACAUGUCAUCCCUACUACGCAUAUCACCAACUCGGGUGACAUUACUCCUACUCUGCCUACUUUGCUUGCAAAGCACAACGCAAAGUUGGGAGUUUUUUCGGCGGCUGCGACAAAAGAAAACAGAUAAAAUUUGGGCACGCCUCAUUGGACAGAAGACUUUGGAUGAUGUGCACGAAGCGCUGAAAGGUAAUAUGCUCAUUACUGAUUUGGAUCGUAAUAUGCGUCAUUUAUUCGUCAACAUACGACGCUAUGGCAUGGAACGCGCCGAUAUGAAUCAAAUAUUCGAAAAGAAUCGUGCUGAGGGCAAAAUGCAACCGGUCAUACCGCCAACGGAACCUUUCCCGUGUGAUAUUAGCUAUGCACGUUCCACAUUUCCACCGACAUCGGUGCAUGAAUUGCGACCGGGCGAUAUCGAUGUGAUUGCCUCCAUUGGGGACUCACUGUCCGCUGGCAAUGGCAUUAUGUCGGAUCGUGUGCUGCAUAUUUUAAAUGAAUUUCGUGCAUUCUCUUUCUCUGGCGGUGGUUAUGGCGAUUGGCGCUCAUAUCUGACGUUACCCAACAUUUUGCGUGUCUUCAAUCCGAAUCUCUAUGGUUACUCAACCGAAAAUGAGCUGGUGGUGGACAGCACUUCACGUCUGAAUAUCGCCGAACCGAUGAUCAUGUCACGCGAUCUGCCAUUUCAAGCGCGCGUACUCAUCGAUCGUAUGCGUCAAGAUCCCAAUGUUGAUAUGGAGAAUCAUUGGAAAUUACUCACCAUUUUUGUGGGCAACAAUGAUGUGUGCUCGGAUAUGUGUCAUCAUGAUAAUGCAACAGAGUUUGUACAUCGUCAUGAACUCGAUAUGCGUGAGACGCUCACUUUGUUGCGUGAUAAUGUGCCACGCCUACUGAUCAAUCUGGUGCCAGUGCCGAAUAUGGUAAUCACACUGUAUCCAAUGCAAAAGGUACCGUUUGGCUGUUUUGCUGUACAUCAUAUCGGUUGCCAUUGUAUAUUCAGUCAUUCCGUCGGCGAAAAGGAAUUACACGAAGCGUACGAUCGCAUCACAAAGUGGCACGAAGCUGAUCAGUAUGUUAUUAAGUUGCCAGAAUUUCAAACGAAUGACUUUGCCGUCGUCUAUCAACCCUUUACCGCGCAUGUGACACCACCAAGACUUGAAAAUGGUGAAAUAGAUUUUCGUUACUUCGCCAGCGAUUGCUUCCACUUCAGUCAGUUAGGACAUGCCUCCAUGGCGAAUACUUUAUGGAAUAGCAUGCUGCAACCUUUGGGUAAAAAGCAACUGAAUAUGGUGCCGGCGUUCCGCCAUUUUGAGUGUCCCACCGAGGAGCGGCCGUACAUUGCAACCUUUUACAACAGUUUUGAGCGAAAGUGAAGCUAUUUCAAUGGAGAAAUGCUGUUUGAGUUCUUUGUUGAGUUUUUUUAUUUUUUAAGCUUUUUUUGGACAAAAUUAUAAAAAUUAUUUGAAAAAUGCGACACUAUUGUUUAAGUAAUGGUGUGAAUAAAGUAGAGAAUAAACUUU
Zeugodacus cucurbitae (melon fly) is the source of this 1663-nucleotide messenger RNA. Its product is annotated as phospholipase B1, membrane-associated. The record is from RefSeq and is a predicted model, not a curated record. Gene Ontology annotation, biological process: phospholipid metabolic process. Gene Ontology annotation, molecular function: glycerophospholipase activity. The coding region runs from base 152 to 1516 and encodes 454 amino acids. The transcript has 2 exons. NCBI's taxonomy places the organism in Eukaryota, Metazoa, Arthropoda, Insecta, Diptera, Tephritidae.